This is a messenger RNA of Carcharodon carcharias (great white shark), 707 nucleotides long. It is a transcript of the gene hypk, whose product is annotated as huntingtin interacting protein K. NCBI's taxonomy places the organism in Eukaryota, Metazoa, Chordata, Chondrichthyes, Lamniformes, Lamnidae. The transcript has 4 exons. Bases 54 to 410 code for a protein of 118 amino acids. Gene Ontology annotation, biological process: protein stabilization; negative regulation of apoptotic process. The record is from RefSeq and is a predicted model, not a curated record.
GCGGCCGCAGCAGCGCGCAAGGUGACGCGACUUCCGGCGGCGGCGUGGAGGCGAUGGCGGAGGCCGAUGGAGACCUGGACCUGGAGAAUGAGGAGACGGAGCGGCCGGCGGAGAAGCCGCGGAAACACGACAGCGGAGCGGCGGAUCUGGAGCGGGUGACCGACUAUGCGGAGGAGAAAGAGAUUCUCAGCUCGGACCUGGAGACGGCAAUGUCCGUCAUUGGAGACAGAAGAUCCCGGGAACAGAAAGCUAAACAGGAAAGAGAGAAAGAGCUGGCAAAAGUGACCAUCAGGAAAGAAGAUGUCGAAUUGAUUAUGAACGAGAUGGAGAUCUCUCGGACUGCAGCAGAGCGUGGCCUGCGAGAACAUUUGGGAAAUGUCGUUGAAGCUUUGAUUGCUCUCACUGACUGAGCUCACAGCAUGUUGCCUGGGACUGCUUCAGACAUGUUUGGGAGGGGAGGGGGAGGGGGAAUGCAAAGGGGUGGGGGGCAAGAGGUGAAUGGAAUUGAAGGUCCCUCCAUCUGUGCAAACACUGCCCACUGUUUGGUGACAGGAUUGGGAUGGUUUCAGUGAAGUUGGCUGCUUUACUGGCGCAAGUGCUACUCAAGAUCCAACACUGAAUCUUGAAGAAGGGCGGAACCUUCCAAAUGAGAAGGAAUAAAAAGACUGAAAACUUGAAUCAAUAAAAAACAAGUCCACUUACUCAAA